This is a messenger RNA of Panonychus citri (citrus red mite), 1280 nucleotides long. RefSeq names its product microtubule-associated proteins 1A/1B light chain 3A-like. Gene Ontology annotation, cellular component: autophagosome membrane; autophagosome; cytosol. Gene Ontology annotation, molecular function: ubiquitin protein ligase binding. Gene Ontology annotation, biological process: cellular response to nitrogen starvation; autophagosome assembly; autophagy of mitochondrion. The transcript is spliced from 2 exons. The record is from RefSeq and is a predicted model, not a curated record. Bases 175 to 540 code for a protein of 121 amino acids. Lineage: Eukaryota; Metazoa; Arthropoda; Arachnida; Trombidiformes; Tetranychidae.
UAACAUUGAACAACAACAACAGUUAAUUUCUCUGUGGUGUUUGGAAAAGAUUUGUUACCAUUGAUUGUUUUUCUCACCUUUAAAUUUACUUUUAAUUGUUAAUUUGAUUGUUCUAAUUAUUUAAAUUCAAUAAUUAAUUCUUUUGGUUUAACUUGGUAGUGAUUGGAAUCCAAAAUGGAUGUUCAAUCUUUCUCAUUUAAACAAACUCGAUCAUUUGCUGAACGAAAAAAACAAUCAGAGACUUUAAGACGAACCUAUGCUAACAAGGUUCCAGUUCUCAUUGAAAGAUUUCGUAAUGAAAAGCAACUACCCAUGAUUGAUAAAACUCGUUUCCUUGUACCUGAUCACCUUCCUGUUUCUGAAUUGGUGAAAAUAAUCCGACGUAGAUUGGCUUUACAUCCAAACCAGGCUUUCUUUUUACUCGUUAAUGGCCGAUCCAUGGUCGCCAAUUCAACACCAAUUGGUUUUCUCUAUGAACGAGAAAGAGACGAAGAUGGCUUCCUUUAUGUUGUUUAUGCUUCUCAAGAAACCUUUGGUUAAAAAAAAAAGAAAUCCCUUGACAACAAUUAACCAAAAAGCACAUAAAUACACAGAAAAACAAAUCAGUUAUAUUUUUUACUGAUACAAAUAUCUAACCCGUUGAACAUGAAGAAAAACAAAGGAAAAAUAAUUCUCUCUGUCUAAAUGUAAAUACACAUAUGCAUACACUGAUUUGAAGAUGUGACCACAAGUUAAUUCAUCAAUCCAAAACAAUACCUUUCGAUUUAAACAAAUGACGGAGGAGAAAAAGAAACAAAAAAAAAUGGCCGAAUGACCAAUUAAAGAUGGAGGAACAAUGUCCAGUCAUUGAAGGUCCAAAACCCACUCAUCCACUAAUCAAACGCAUCAAUUAGAUGCACCAAAAAAAGAUUCAAACAAUUAUAUAUAAAUAUUAUAUACUAUUCUUAAUUGUUAUAUUAGACAAAGAGUUCACCAUGAAGCAGAAACAUUAUCGUAAUGACUGUAGCAACAAUUAGCUGAAAACAAUUGAGUUAUAUCAAAAAACAACAAUAAUCAACAAUUUAUCUUGAUUACUUGUUGAUGUCACCAAAAACAACAACAAUAAUAAUAAUAAUAUUAACCAUGCAAUUGAUAAAACAUGAAAAAAAAAUUCAAAAUGUAAAUAUUUAUAUUAUAAAUAUUAUCAAAUCAAUGAAUCAUAAUUUUAAUUGCUGUGUAACAACAAUAAUCUGUAUAAAUAACAAAAUUAAAACUGAUUAACGGAAAAAUCUUAACAACAA